Emericellopsis cladophorae is the source of this 1932-nucleotide messenger RNA. RefSeq lists its product as uncharacterized. The transcript has 2 exons. Lineage: Eukaryota; Fungi; Ascomycota; Sordariomycetes; Hypocreales; Bionectriaceae. The record is from RefSeq and is a predicted model, not a curated record. The coding region runs from base 1 to 1932 and encodes 643 amino acids. Gene Ontology annotation, molecular function: oxidoreductase activity, acting on the CH-CH group of donors.
AUGGCCAACAGCAGUCGUUUGCCCUCCUCGGCGACGGCUGGCUUUUUCCAGUCGCUCCCAGUCGUUCAGCCUCAGUACACAUUGCCCGAGCUGGUCAACUCGGGCUCUAAAAAUGUUCAGGAGGCAUCCGACGACCCCGUCCUCGCCCGCAUCCUGAUGCAGUACCUCCCCCGCAAGGCACAGUCAGAGGUCGGCGCUGCGAUCCACCAUCUGUCGCGCCGGGUGCUUCAUCCGUCAACACUGAGCCACGCGGUUGAUGCGGAAACAAACACCCCCGUACUCCGGCCGCUGACGACAUUUGGCGUGGAAAAUCGCGUUGAUCCAUUGUGGACGUCGGAGGGAUGGAAGGCCCUGAAGGCCAUAGGUGUCGAGGAAGAUAUCGUCGGUCGGGCUUAUGCCCAGGGGAAAAGCCACAACCGGCGGGUUGAGCAAUUCGGGCUCGCCCACGUCUGGGCGCAUACAUCAAGUAUGACCAUGUGCCCCGCCAGCAUGACCGAUGGCGCAGUGAAACUCCUUUCUCGGCACCUGGCGAAACCAGAUGGCGACCAGCCAGGACGCAAUGCUGUGUUCGCGGAGUCGUUGCGGAGGCUGGUCUCGAAGAAUCCACGCGAAGCGUGGACUAGCGGACAGUGGAUGACCGAAAGGACCGGCGGAAGCGACGUCAGCGGCACCGAGACCCUCGCGCGUAGGUUGACGGGGGAGGAGAUUGCCUGCGACGAGAAACUGGGUCGCACACAAGACGGCAUUGGCCUGCCUCUUGGACCCUGGCGAAUCGAUGGCUUCAAGUGGUUCAGUAGCGCCACUGACUCCGAUAUGACUAUCCUCUUGGCCCAAACCAGAAAGGGUCUAAGCGCCUUCUACAUACCCAUGCGCCGCAACGAGGGUAAACAGGUGUUGACAAGCCUGGAAAAGGCAGUGGAUGUAGCCACAGAACUCAAUGGUAUCCGCAUCCAGAGGCUGAAGCACAAAAUGGGAACCAGAGCCCUCCCUACGGCGGAACUUGAGCUCAAAGGGGCGCGCGGCUGGCUCAUUGGGGAAGAGGGGAAAGGAAUCAAGGAGAUCGCAACCUUACUCAACAUCACCAGGGUUCAUGCCGCGACGAGUAGCAUCUCCUACUGGUCUCGUGGCAUGUCCAUCUGCCGCGCCUACUCGAGGGUACGGAAGACUAGGGGCCGGCCGCUAACAGAGAAUCCGCAGCACGUCUUUUGGAUGGCGGAGGAGACAGUCAAGUACUGGGCCGCAGCGCACUUUGCCUUCUUUGGCGUUGCGCUCUUGGGUUCCAACGAGCAGGGAUGGGAGGAAACCGCGGAAAAUACGGCAGCCAGAAUACUCAUUCCGCGCGAGGACCGUGCACGAGAAGCACUACUCAGAUUGCUCACGCCGGUGAUGAAGGCUCAAGUGACAGUGGGAGCAGUGAUCGGACUGCGCGCCAACAUGGAGUGUCUGGGCGGCAUUGGCUACUGCGAGAACCAGGAAGAUGGCGGCGUGCUGAAUAUAGCCAAGAUGUUCAGAGAUGCGUCUGUCAACGCGAUUUGGGAGGGCACAGUGAGUGUGAUGGCUGAAGACGUGGGCAGAGUCAUCAAGGGCAGCCGAAAACAAGGCGUCAACGUCGUCGAGGAUGUUUUUGCCGCCUGGGCUAGAGGGGUCCUUCGACAUUGCAGAGGACGUUUUGCACAGGAGUGCGCAGUUGUCGGCGAGAGACUGGAAGAACUCGAGGCACUUGUGCGAGACAUCGGUUCUGAAGAGCUCGAAUACCGGGGAAGGGAUAUUCUUGGCCAUCUCGAGGCCAUCAGCUGUGCAGUGUUGCUUCUCUUUAACGCACAUAUGGAUGGAGAUGAAUUGGCAUCGCAUGUUGCUACACGACCCAACCGCUUACCAGUACUGUCUGAUUUCCGCACCGGUUUUGUGAUUGACAAGUCUGUCAACUUCUGA